Molecule: messenger RNA, 929 nt
Organism: Meleagris gallopavo (turkey)
Lineage: Eukaryota; Metazoa; Chordata; Aves; Galliformes; Phasianidae
Source: RefSeq, a predicted model, not a curated record
AGGGGUCUUUGUUUCCUGUUCUAAUAUAUUAUUGAUCUUUCAGGCCCACAGCAGCAGAACUUUUAAAAUGCAAAUUUUUCCAGAAAGCCAAGAAUAGAGAAUACCUGAUUGAAAAGCUUCUCACUAGAACACCUAAUAUUGCACAAAGAGCAAAAAAGGUUAGACGAGUGCCAGGUUCCAGUGGUCACCUCCAUAAAACAGAAGAUGGAGACUGGGAAUGGAGUGAUGAUGAAAUGGAUGAAAAGAGUGAAGAAGGCAAAGCUGCUGUUUCUCAGGAGAAGUCACGAAGAGUUAAAGAAGAGGAAAACACAGAGUCUCAGUCUGCUAUUAGUGAUGAAUAUAGUGAAGUACCAUGUGCAGUGAAUCUUGUCUUGAGAUUAAGAGGAACAGACGUUUGGUGUUGGGGAGGAAUUAAAUCUGCAGUCCAGGUUCUCUCUUGUGAGGCUGCAUGUGUUCCAUGUCAUGCCUCUCAUCAGAGGAUCCUGGCAGGAGCUCUGUAAGGAGGCUGAAGGGAAUCCUCUGCUGUGACUGGGAGUGAUGGUAGAAAGGAGAUAUCACCACCCUUAAAAUUUCCAGUCUAACCACCUGGUUUGGGAAGGUCACUAUCUGAGGAUUUGACUAUUUAGAUUAAUAACAGAGACAUUUCACAUUAAAUUAGGAGACUUGUUAAUGGUUAAUAGUUAAGAAUUGCGAAUUAUCUGAAGCAAUCUAAGAUGGUUAAAUUAGCUCCUUUGACAGGAAGAUAAUUUACUGACUGUAAUUUAGAACGUCCAAGGACCUAAUUUAAUACAGUUCCUGCACACCAGAUGAAUUAAGUGAGAGGAAGAACAAAAGGGGCAAAUAGAAAUUCUUUUACUUGAAGCACUGGCAAAUGGGAUAGUUGAGUUAUACUAUCUCAUAUCUUACUUAAAAUAGCGUGUGGAGAAAAU